AUGCAAAAUCGUAAAAUUACCAAAAUGGUUGAGAAUUACUCGCUUGACGAAGUAAUUGGAUCCGGUUAGUAUGGCAAAGUUUAUAGAGCAACAAAUAUAAAAACGAAUAAAGUUGUCGCUAUAAAAGUAGUUAAAAUAUAGAAAUUUAAAGAAAACCCUAAAUUAGAAGAAUGCACUGUAAAUGAAAUUAAAACCCUUAGUUAAAUGGAUGAUAAUAGACAUGUUGUCUCAUUUAUUGAACUUCUCAGAAGUAGUAAUAAUUAUUACUUUGUCUAUGAAUUUUGUAGUGGUGGAACUUUGGAAGAUUAAUUAAAAAAGAAAAAAAUAUUUAAAGAAAAUGAAGCUCUUCACGUUUUUGCAUAGUUACUAGAAGCCUUUAAGGUGUUAAGGAAAUUCAAUAUAAUGCAUAGAGAUUUAAAGCCUACUAAUAUUUUAUUGCAUAACAACUAAAUUAAAUUAGCAGAUUUUGGAUUUUGUAAAUCCCUAACGAACCCAACUGAUAUGGCUCAAACUAUGCUAGGUUCUCCUCUCUAUAUGGCGCCUGAAAUCCUUAGAGGAUAAGACUACUGUGUAAAAGCAGAUAUUUGGAGUUUAGGCGUUGUAUUAUAUGAAUUACUAUUUGGCAUAUGUCCGUUUGAAGAGAAAUCGAUAGUCAGACUAAUUAGUCUUUUAAAUGAUGGUUAGUUGGUGAUUAGAAAAGAUAUUUAAAAUAUUUCACCACAAACAGAAGCCCUCCUCAUGGCUAUGCUUGUAAAAGAUCCAGAAUAGAGAAUAUCAUGGGAUUAGCUUUUUUAAAUCUAAAUUAACAGUGACGGAGAGUAUGUAGAUCCCAACGCAUAAAUCAAAGGAGGAGCUUAAAAUUUAUCUUCUAAAAAGGAAAGAAGCUAGCAACCUAAACCUCCUCAUUCUACUCCUCAAUAAUUUUAGAAUGCAGCUUCAAGCUAAGAAGAGAUACAAAAAUAAAAUUCAACAAACUCUUCGAACAACAUGUUUCCAUAGCAUUAAAAUCUAAAUUCACAAACAAAACCUUAAAGUAGUAUUUAACCAACUCACUUUAAUCCUAACCAUUAAAGGAGUGUUUCUUCUCAUGCUAUGUUUACUUAGCAUUCAAAAACAGAAACACCAUCAAAAACAGCUUUUGCAAAUGGAGGAGGAAUGACUCGAGACUACUCAAAUGAUAAAAUAGGAUUGACUUAAAAUAAUAUGCAAGCCACUGAAAAAAAAAGCAAUGAAAGCAAAGAUAAAAUUAAUUCUGUUCAAUAAUUUUAGCAAGUACUUGAGACAAAUGCUAAUAAUCUCGUAGGCUUUAACACUAAUGAGAUAAAUCGCCCAAAUUCAUAGAAUAGUGUCAAUUCUUUUGUCCCACAUCCACCAUAAAGGGAGAAUCCGUUUAGGAGUGCAACUACUGAAGAUAAAAUAGCAUAACAAAAUUUCAAAGCCUAAGACUAGCUAGACUCACCAUUAGCCCCUUAGCGCUUAUAAUUAGAUUAGACGUCGAAUUCUUCACAGGCAUAAUAAAUGAAAGACCCAUAAAAUAGCAUAAAAUUCCAAAGAUAGGAUCAUAAAAGGGCACUUACUUCAAUUGGAGGGGUAGCCAAUUAUCAAAAGCCACUUUCUAUUAAUAAUAAUAUUAUGAAUAUUUAAUAGAAUGAGCACAUAGAAAAUAAUGCUGAUUAUCUAAACUUAAAUCCCGCUGCUGCUGCAAAUAAUUCUGCUACUUCAUCUUAAACUAAUCUUGCAAGUAAUUUGUACAGUAAUAGUGAUUCAAAGCGCAAUAUCCUCCAUGGUUAAACCUUAGAAGAUAGAUAUAAAUAACCAAUAUUAUAGACUUAAAAGCCUCCCACUCUUGUGGUUACUCCUACUUUGACUCUUUAAACAUAACCAACAUCUCAAAUUAUUCAAAAAGAUCCAUAAGUUUCAUAAGAUUUGGUUUCUACUUUAUAAUCUUCCUCAUCUACUUCAGGAAGAAGCAUUAAUAAUACUAGUUGUAAUUAAAAUAAUGCAAAUAUCGCUUUAAAUAAUAAUUCAGCAUCUGCCUCAGGUAAUUCUUAAGCACUUAAUUUGUAAGUUUAAAGUAGUGCAAACAACAACCCAAGCAAUUUGCAGAAUUCAAGUAGUAGCUCAAAAAUAGCAAGCAAUAAUUAGCUUAGUAUAAGCGGAAACAAUUAAAUUUCUAUGUAUAGCUCAACUGGUAAUCAAAUUCCUCCAAUUCAUCCUUCGAUUGCCUCUGCAGGAGUUUGUAAAAAUAAUAAGUAACAGAAUGUAGAUAUAUCUCAAAAAAUAGUCUAGGAAUUAUCUAAAGAGAGAAACAAGCUUUUCUUUUUGACUUAGCUACUUUACGAGCUGAUUGAUAUUUGCGAAAAUGAAAAUUAUAACAUAAUACUACCAUAAAUAACUUAUUAAUACUACCAGCAAAUAAUUCUAACUCGUUGUGAAAGACUGAAGAAGCUUAUAGAAUUAAAUUAGAGUUUCAUAUCUUAGCAGAUAGAUCUUCCUGCUCCACUAACAACUAUGGAUUUAGCAAGAACUAUGAUGAAUGAAGGAUAUAUAAAGAUAAGGAGUGCAAUUGAAAAAGAAAUAACUUUGAUAGAAUAGAAUUUCUUGCAUGUUAAAAAUGAAUACCUUUAUUUUGAAAUAUAUUUUUAGCAGAAUAAUAACAACGAACAAUUCUAAUCAAUGAAAAGUUAGAAUAUUGAGUAAUUAAUAAAAAGCUUUAUUAAGCAAGUUAUAGCUAAUAAUGAUUCUGAUGAAGGAGGUGAAACUUCUUACAUUAAUAGGUUAAGAGUCUGCGCUAAGUUAGUAGAUGUUUACGAUUUUGAUAACAUUUUAAUAAAUGAACUAGGAAAUAAUGUCAACAAUUGGGCAUAUAAUAAGGAAAUAAAAAAUGCUGAUAAAUAAAAAAUUUUAAGUAAAAUAUUUAAUCAUUAAUCACUUUCUCCUAUAAACUGA
Messenger RNA from Tetrahymena thermophila SB210, 2949 nucleotides. Its product is annotated as Serine/Threonine kinase domain protein. The record is from RefSeq and is a predicted model, not a curated record. Gene Ontology annotation, biological process: autophagosome organization; peptidyl-serine phosphorylation; protein autophosphorylation. Gene Ontology annotation, cellular component: autophagosome; cytoplasm. Gene Ontology annotation, molecular function: protein serine/threonine kinase activity; ATP binding. Lineage: Eukaryota; Ciliophora; Oligohymenophorea; Hymenostomatida; Tetrahymenidae. The transcript is spliced from 2 exons.